ACACAGUUGAAGCAGAACAAAUUUGAUGUUCGAAAUUUCGGCUCUCGAUUACUUUUUCAUGAAAACAUUACUUUUGAAGAGAAAAAUCUUUGUAAAAUGGCUCUUCAAUCAGAAGUCGUGUCUACUUCACCGUUUCCAGGGCAAAAGCCUGGUACUAGUGGUCUCCGCAAGCCAACAAGCACAUUUUUAACGCCGAAGUAUACAGAGAAUUUCGUCCAGAGCACACUCGCUGCGAUCGGCGACAAGUUAGCCGGUGCUGACCUGGUAGUGGGCGGUGACGGUCGGUAUUUCAUGCGGCAAGCAGUUAACAUAAUUAUUCAAGUUGCAGCAGCCAAUGGGGUAAGGAAGCUAAUCAUUGGUCAGAAUGGUAUUCUUUCGACUCCUGCCGUGUCUUGUCUUAUCCGUAAACGACAAGCCUGCGGUGGAAUCAUUUUGACGGCCAGCCACAACCCUGGUGGACCCAAUGGUGAUUUUGGCAUCAAAUAUAAUACAAGUAAUGGAGGUCCUGCUCCAGAAAACAUCACCAAUAAAAUCUACGAGAUCAGUGAGAAGAUCACUGAAUAUAAAAUAUGUCAAGGUCUAGAAGUUGAUCUUGGCCAGAUCAAGAUAUCAGAAUUUCAAGUAGAUGGAAAACCUUUUACUGUUGAGGUCAUAGAUUCUGUAGAAGAUUAUCUAGCAUUGAUGAAGGAGAUCUUUGAUUUUGGAGCCAUCAAGAAGUUUUUGGAUAGUGGCCUGAAAGUUGUCAUCAAUGCAAUGCACGGAGUCAUGGGGCCCUACGUGAAGCGUACGUUUCACCAGGAGUUACAGGUACCUCUGGACUGCUGCCUGAACUGCGACCCCAGUGAGGACUUUGGAGGUCAUCAUCCUGACCCCAACUUGACCUACGCAGCUGACCUUGUAGAGCUCAUGAAGAAAGGGACUUAUGGCUUUGGGGCUGCUUUUGAUGGCGAUGGGGAUCGUAACAUGUUGCUCGGUGAGAAUGCGUUCUUUGUCAAUCCCAGUGACUCGGUAGCAGUUAUUGCAGCCAAUGCUUGCUGUAUACCUUACUUCAAGAAGAACCCUGUUCAAGGCUUGGCUAGGAGUAUGCCAACAAGUGGUGCUAUGGAUAGGGUAGCCUCUAUCGACGGUAUGACCCUCUUCGAGGUUCCUACCGGCUGGAAGUUCUUUGGCAACCUCAUGGAUGCGGGACGGCUGUCCAUCUGUGGCGAAGAGAGCUUUGGGACAGGGUCCAAUCACAUCAGGGAGAAGGAUGGUCUGUGGGCGGUCCUAGCCUGGCUCUCAAUCCUGGCCUCCAGGGGACAGACUAUGGAGCAGGUCCUGCAGGAACACUGGAAGAAAUACGGACGCAACUUCUUCACAAGAUGGGACUUUGAAGGUGUACCUGAUGAACCAGGGACUAAGUGGAUGGACAACCUAAGGGACAUGGUAUCCAAGGACAAGGUCAAGGAAUUAAUAGGAAGGUCAUUCACCAAGGGAUCAAAGACAUUCAGGAUAGCCCAGGCAGAUGACUUCAGAUACACUGACCCUAUUGAAAACAGGCUUACUCUCAAACAGGGCAUUCGAGUAAUCUUUGACGACGGCUCCCGUGCAAUAUUCAGGCUGAGUGGGACGAGUAGCUCGGGCAAGACCAUUCGCAUGUACAUCGACAGCUUCGAGUCUGACCAGUCUAAGUACGGCUUGGAUUCCCAGGAUGCAUUGCGCCCUCUUGUGGAGAUAGCAUUAGAGGUCUCGCAAUUUAAAGAGUUUAUUGGCAUUGACAAGCCCACUGUUAUCACAUGAAUAUAUAUAGAUAUAUAAUUAUAUAGAUCUUUUUUAAAUUACUGUACUAGUCUGUUUUCCAGCUCAAAAUGAAAUCUUGUUUGAAAUUUUUGAUAGUGCAUGGCACCACCGAGGUUAUUUCUGUUUUGUAUUUUCAUUAUAUUUUCCCUUUGCUUAGCAAAAUCAUUUCAUUUUAUUAUGUUUGUGAAAGUGAACUAAUGUUAAAACAUACAACAAUUAGGGAGACCCUAUCACCUCUCUGGUAUAGUGGAUUCAAAUUUGCAGUGUUUCCCUGGAUAGGGAUAUAAAGAGGUUAUAUAUUUCUACAAAAUUAUUUCAGUAUAUUUUUAUUUUAUAACUGUAAUUACUGGUAAUUAAAUUCUUCCAAAUUCAUAGCAUUUUGUUAUCUUUUAAUAUACUCAUUCUUACAUUGAUACACUCAUAUGUUGCAUUUAUUAUCAAAAUACAGUUAUUAGAGCACUUUCAUCAUUAUAGACCAGUGCCCUGGUAAAAAAAAAGUGUUAAAAAACCCCAAAACAAUAAAUCAUUUGCACUGCAAUAUUCCCUAUUGCAUGUAGCCGAUGUCAAGUGAUAUCAACCUACCAUACUAAUAUCUGAUUGAUUGCAUUUGGGAUUCACACUACAGUUUUAACGGAAUGACGCGAUAUCACUGAUGCUCCGUACAUGUACCUCGUAAAUUUUAUUAUUUGUGAGAUUGUAACAGUAAGGAAGUGAUAACUUUUUCUAGCGUACAACACAAGUAAAGAAAGCGCACCUUCAGAACUGGAAGUUUACCUCCCAAGAGUUGAAGGUACGCCACAGGUGGCUAGAUUCCAACAGCUCUAUGCAAUAGGGAGAAUUGACAUAAUAAUAAUACUUAUAAUGAAACUGUUUUGUAUAGCGCAAAAUACAUAAGCAAAGUUGCACGUCUCUAAGUGCUUUUUACAAAAGGAGUGGAGAUGGAGGGGAGAGCACUCAGUUUUGAUUAUGCAGCAAACCAUUUACUAAAGAGUUGAAAUUAAUUGUAGGUUUGAUUUUUAUUGUAGAGUAUACAAUAUCUUGUGUUACAGAGCACAUGUGGUUUAAAACCUUCAAUUUCUUCGAACAGUACUGAUUUUCUGAAAGUCAUUAGUUCUUCCCUAGUGCUGCUUCUAUGAAGUAUUCUUGAUAUUUGUACAAAGACAAGAUCACUUUUUUCCAAAUCAUUGAUUUUUCACCAGAAAUAUGAUUGUGGUACUCUGUAAUAUGUAGAUUUUCAAUACCUACCAUCCAUGCCCAUGUCUCUUUUCAUGUAACAUUGUAACAUACUUUGAUCACGUCCCCUUCAAUAUUCCUUUUCAAACUUUUUUUAUGAAAAUACACAUUUUUAAAUGUUUUAUCAAGAUUUAAGGUAAAAAGUUAUUUCAUGUUUCAAUCUGAAGACAUGAGAAUAUAUUUUAACCCGUGUAGAGGCUGGCUGAUUAUCUUAUAACCUGUGUUCUAGCUUGAGACUUAUUAGUGGUGCUGGCAAUCUCAAGACAAAACAAUUAUUUUAAGCCGAGUUAGUGUUUAUCAUGAUAAAUGGUGGUCAGAAAUCUUAUUUGCCAGUUAGGCCAAAUCACUGUCGACCAUCGUAGCUAUAACACUGGCUAUAACAUGCUUUUCUAUAGACCUCAGCCAUAUAUUGGAAUACAGUAUCAUACUCUUGUGUCUGGUAAACCUCGGGUUGCCCCAAGUAGUAAACAAUCUAUUCGGGUUCGAUACAUCAUCAAACUCAUCAUUAUUCACAUAAAGCAAUAUUAGUAAAUGGAUGCAAGCUGAUACAGGAUGAAAUAUGCAUUGGUCACUGUCCCAUUGGAUUUCAGUAUUACGGAUUAAGAUAUUCCAUAUGAUAUGUAAUGAGGUAAUAUCAGGGGUGUGAGAGUUCAGAUUUUUAUCUGAUUUCAGAUUUUUUGGUUUUUGAUUUUCAGCUUAAUUUCAGCUUAUUUUUGGCUUUCCUCUGUACAAAAAGUAUGGGAGCUCUUUCUAUUUCAGACUUUUUCAACACUCUUCAUCUUUUUCCAGAUCUUUUUAUUUGUGAUCACUCAAACCCUUGUAAUAUGCAGGGAUGUGUGCCCGGCUCUUGAUACAUGUAUUCAGUUAAUUGGUUUUAUUUGUCAAAAUAUCUGACAAAAUAUUCCUGCCGCCAGGUCAUGACCUGAAGACAUUGAAUCCUGGUCCCUGUAUUACAAAGAGUUGCGAUUGAUCCAAUCAACCAUAACUAUGGACAGCCAGCCACAUCAACAUAAAAAAUAUGUUUGUUUAAAAUAUUUUCUAGAUAUGAUGUAUAUGCAUGCAUUCAUUGUUCUCUGAAAAUUUUUGUGUGAUUCUCUUUGUUUAUCAUGGAGAUUGUGCAAAUUUCCUGGAGAAAAACUUGUGGUAUGGAUGGACUUCCAUACUUGAGAUUGAGCGGAUCAAUGGUAACUCUUUGUAAGACGGGGCCCUGUUAUCAAAUAAAUACUUUACACUGUGCAAUAUAUUUACUGAAUGGAAAUGUGUAUGAGAAGAAUAUAAAGUAGCAUGGCUAAUACUAGAGGCAACUCUCUUUGUAUAAUGUAUAUAUCAUGAAGAAUGUUUGGUCAAUUUCAGUCAGUUUAUGCAAGUAUUCUAAGUAAUAGUCAACCCAUAGGGUGGUAUUUUUGUAAUCAAACAUAGGUUUAUCCCCACAGUAAACAAACAUUUUAGUCCACACUUUUACGGAGUUUCAUCUUGUUCUUCAUAUUCAUGGCAAAGAUAUUGUGCCAAAUGAGUUUGUAUACUCAUAUCAUUAAUAUGUAUUCUCAUUUUACAACACAAUUUUUGAACAGCUGUGUGCCACGGAACUAGAGAUUUUACUCAAAUGAGUUGAUCAUUUGCACUUUAUAAAAUUGUGGUGUAAGUUAUUACCUGGGAUUGGCUAAACCAUGGAUUUGAGAAUACUGCCCUUAUACUUAUGGGGUGAAACUUUACUCUCCACAGCAGAAAGAACUUCAUCACCAUACGACAUAUGUUACACUACCCAGCACGGUAACCAGUACAUUGUACUGCCCUUCUCUUCUGUCCUCAUUUACAAUAACAAAUUAUGGUCAUUAAACAUGCUUUUUUUAUAUAAUUUGUGCUAUGUGACGAUUUCUCUUGAAAUAGAAAAUGAUGAUAAUCAUUGAA
This is a messenger RNA of Lytechinus pictus (painted urchin), 4920 nucleotides long. Its product is annotated as phosphoglucomutase-1-like. Gene Ontology annotation, biological process: carbohydrate metabolic process. The coding region runs from base 97 to 1779 and encodes 560 amino acids. Gene Ontology annotation, molecular function: phosphoglucomutase activity; magnesium ion binding. The transcript has 9 exons. The record is from RefSeq and is a predicted model, not a curated record. Lineage: Eukaryota; Metazoa; Echinodermata; Echinoidea; Temnopleuroida; Toxopneustidae. Gene Ontology annotation, cellular component: cytosol.